This is a messenger RNA of Mucor velutinosus, 939 nucleotides long. RefSeq lists its product as uncharacterized. The record is from RefSeq and is a predicted model, not a curated record. The transcript has 3 exons. NCBI's taxonomy places the organism in Eukaryota, Fungi, Mucoromycota, Mucoromycetes, Mucorales, Mucoraceae. The coding region runs from base 1 to 939 and encodes 312 amino acids.
AUGUUAGAAAUAAUCACCAGCGAUCUUUCAGUAGCCAGUAUUACAAAUGUAUCAGCAAAAGAACCUAUCAAAGAAGAUGAGAUUUUCAUGCUAGAAGAACUAGACACAGGUGUUCUGAGCAGCUUUUCGCCAUCACCGCCAGCAUCCCCUUGUUCAUCAGAAGAUGAGAACUGUCAGCACUGUCUUCAAUGCGGCAGAGAGUUUGUUGGAAAAGGUAGCUAUCUCAGCAUUUCUAGUCGAUCAACUUGUGAUCCUCAACUUUGCAAAGGUUGUAGAAAGCUAUUUACAUUGACUGAAAAGAAGGACAUUGUCGAAAGAUUUGAUUGUGCAGUGAAUAGAAACUACAAGAUUGAAGCUCGGUUUUUGCAAGACUGGUAUUUACAUCAAUACAACCCUGAGAAGCAACAAAAAGAUAAAUUGUAUCAUCUACCAUUAUCUGAACACUACUACAGUAGAAGAGUCGAUGAGAACAAACGAGCGACAUUCACGUAUUUCUGUUCAAGGGAUGAUUUGCACAAGAUUGAGCAAUACGUUUCGUGUCAUGGAUGCAGAGAGUUUGUCAAAACAAAACAGAGGACACUCAGGCUUGUUACAGACAAGAAAUGCGGACCUGGUCGUGCCAUAGCAGAAUUGGAGGAACUGUUUGAAUUGCUGGUGAACUCAAAAUCGACAUGUAGUCUUACAGGUAUGAAGGGAUCAUGGGCUCCGUUUCCAACUCAACGGCCAAAAAAUGGUAGACAUUGGGUUCGAGAUCAUUUUGUAAAGAACGCCAUGUUCUUCCUGUCAUUGGAUCACAUCAUUCCUUUGGCCGCUGGUGGUUCCUCGCAUAUCGGCAAUCUUCAAGUGACCCUACAAGGUUUCAACCAUGUCAAAGCACAUUACAGUUCUGAGGACUUUCAGAAGUGGCUAAAAGCAUUCAUGUUUUACCAAGGAUAUUAA